CCCCCUCCACAAAAUGGCGGCUGCCGCCUCGCUGUUCCCCUCAGCCCUGGGGUUGGGCGCCUGGUUUUCGGCGGGAGGGCGGCGCUCCCCCACCCUUCACGGGGGGGAGGGCUGCGGCGGAGGGUCCCCGUCAAGCGUAACCUGCUUGAGGGUUAAUUAGUUGGUUAAGAGAAAGCCCCGGGGAGCCGAGGCUCGGCUCCCCCUGCGCCUCACGGCCUCCCCGUGAGCCGCCGCGCUUUUCGGGGCGCCGGGAGCCCCGGGGCGGGCGCCGCGGUUGAGCCUCGCCCCGUUGCCCCACCUCUGCGGGGCCGCCUCUCCCCCUCGGCGCGGCGGGCGGCCCCCCUGCGCCGGCGGCACGGCGGGGAGGGAGGGCCGGGCCGCGGCGGGAGGCCGCAGGCGCGGAGAGGCAGGUAGCAACGCUCCCCUCGGCGCCCCGGUUCCCCCCUCGCGGGCGUCCCGUUCCCCCCCCGCGUGGAGACCGGGCCCGGCCGCCCCCGGCCGCGUUGUCCCGCCGGGAUCGCUCGCUGUAGGGCUCUCAAAACCCAGGGCUUCCCCGGAAAGCCCCCCUGUUGCUGCGUGGAGGCAAGGAGAAGGGAUGACCUGGUGCCCUGACGUGGGCCUUGGGGCUCUUGGUGCAGAGGGGAUUCCAGGAUUGGAGCCGCGUUUUGUGAUUACGUGUGACCGGUGCUAAAUAAUACUGCAGAACGAGACACGUAACUCCGCGGGAUCUACACUUCUCUGUGUAUCAAGGUCCCUUUGCAUCAGAGUUAUUCAGGAGCCCUGGAAGUCCCCUCAUUCCCCUUCCUGCCUAUUUUGCUUCCCUCUGUAGCUGAGCUGGUGAGAUAAUGGAGCUGAGGACUGUGGUAGCCACGGUGGAAAGCGGGGAGCAAGACACAGUUCUCAAGGUGCUUCAGAUCUACAACCAAGAGAAAUCUCAGUGCUUCACCUUCAAUGAUGAGGAGCGGGAGGAGAGGAAGAAAAUGGCCCAGCUGCUGAUCAAGUUUUUGGAAAGAGAGCUUCAGCCGUCCUGCCAGGUCACGUGUUUGGAAAGCAUCCGUAUCCUGUCCCGAGACAAAUACUGCCUUGACCCUUUCACCACCAAGGAAGGCCUGAAGACCCUCUCCAGGCAUGCUGGCAUUGAUUACUCAGAGGAGCUCAUCCGAGAGGUCCCAGACUUGGAUGUAAUCCUGGAAUCCCUCAAAUGUCUCUGCAACAUUGUCUUCAGCAGCCCUAGGGCACAGGAGCUGACAGCUGAAGCCCGGCUGGUGGUGGGCCUGGCCAAGCGCAUCAAACUGUACAACGAGAGAAGCCUUCCUCACGAGGUCAAGUUCUUUGAUCUGCGUCUCCUGUUCCUACUGACAGCGCUCAGAGUGGACAUCCGGCAGCAGCUAGCCCAGGAGCUCAGGGGCAUCAGCCUGAUGACAGAUACCCUGGAGCUGACCCUUGGUGUGAAGUGGAUGGAUCCAUAUGAAGUUGCCGCCGAGGAGGGACUUCUCCCGCCUUUGCCUCGGCAGGAGACAGAGCGAGCGAUGGAGAUCCUGAAAGUGCUCUUCAAUAUCACCUUUGAUUCCAGCAAGAGGGAGGUGGAUGAGGAAGAUGCUGCUUUGUACAGGCACUUGGGUGCCCUCCUGCGCCACUGCCUCAUGAUCUCUGCUGAUGGAGAGGACCGGACGGAGGAAUUCCACAGCCAUACAGUUAACCUCUUGGGCAACCUGCCCCUGAAAUGCCUGGAUGUCCUCUUGACCCCGAAAGUCCGGCCAGGCUCGCUUGAGUACAUGGGUGUCAAUAUGGAUGCGGUCAGCAUCCUGCUCGAUUUCCUAGAGCGACGUCUUGACAGGGGACACAAGCUGAAGGAGAGCCUGACCCCGGUGCUGAACCUGCUGACUGAGAGCGCCCGAGUCCAUCGCCAGACGAGGAAGUUCCUGAAGGCAAAGGUGCUGCCUCCCCUCCGGGAUGUGAGGAAUCGGCCAGAGGUGGGGAAUUCGCUGCGGAACAAGCUGGUGCGUUUGAUGACCCACAUUGACACUGAUGUGAAGCACUGUGCAGCAGAGUUCCUCUUCGUGCUCUGCAAGGAGAGUGUGUCGCGGUUUGUGAAGUACACGGGAUAUGGAAACGCAGCUGGGCUCCUGGCAGCACGAGGCCUCAUGGCUGGUGGUCGGGAAGAGGGAGAGUACUCAGAGGAUGAAGACACUGACACGGAGGAGUACAAGGAGGCAAAGCCUAACAUUAAUCCUGUGACGGGACGUGUUGAGGAGAAACUCCCCAACCCCAUGGAAGGGAUGACUGAAGAGCAGAAGGAAUAUGAAGCCAUGAAGUUAGUCAACAUGUUCGACAAGCUGUCCAGAGAGCAAGUCAUCCAGCCCAUGGGCAUCACGCCGAGCGGCAACCUCGCCCCCAUGGAGAACGCCAUCCGCGAUAUGGCUGACGAGAGGUCGUCGUCCGACUCGGACCUGGGGCUGGACUGAUCCCGACCGCUCGCCCCAACCCCAGAGGGCUGGGGAGCCUCCAUCUGCUCUCCCUCCAGAACUGGUGCUGCACCUGGAGGCUGGUAUUGGGCCAGGACUCUCCCUGUGGGAUCUGAAUCCAGCCUGGACCCUUCACAGUCCACAACGAAGAACACCCCCUGCCUCCCUCCCUGCUCCACAACCACCUCUUUCCAGAGGCUCUUCAUGGCCUGGCUCCACCUUGGUCUCUCCCCUCAGCAGUCUGGAGGAUUUCAGAGUCCAAACUGCUUCCAGGACUUUCCAUUAGGUUUUUCUUUUUAAUACGUGAUGUUUGGGAAGAAGGGUGGGGGGGGAUCUUUGUGUCACACCAACAGGGUUCAGUAAUCCGCGGAGCAUCUCGUGCGUGUGCCGACGCUUGUGCGGCUACGUGUCAGCACGUGCGUCUCCGCGUGGUUACGUGGGGGGGUCGCUCCCCAGGAACACGGGUGGGCUCUGUGAACGGCUGUACGCGUCGCGGUGCCUGUGCACACAGGAGUGCAGGUGUAGACUCGCUGUGAGUGUGCAUGCGAGUGCAGAGGGGACAACCGCUGUGCUGUGGUGGACAGCGUGUGCGCUGGGGUAAAGCGAGUAAAGCUCUUGGGUGAAGCUUCCAGCACUCCCAUCAACCACAGGAAAAACCUGCAAGUGACUGCCAGAACCACUCUGAUACUUAGUCCGUGGCACUGUACGGUGUUCCCGUCACCACUGAGUUUAGUUUUUGGCGUUAGCCUUUAUCCAUUGCGCUUUCAAAUUGAAAGGCCAAAAUCUGUGCUGUCUGUUGCCUCCUCAUCUGCCUUGGCUUUCCCACAGAUCCAGUGCUCUUAGUGCCCGGGGGCUGGUGUUGAUGCUGUCCUUCGCUGCAGCUUAGAUUUGUCUUUAUUUUUUUUUUCCUUUUUAAAGAAAAAGGAUUUAAAGGAAAAUCUUCCAAUUUGUCAUGUACCAAAACUUACUAGCACACCUAGGAAUGCAGAAGUUAUGCUAGAAUAAAGAAAACCUUCUGAGAAA
Molecule: messenger RNA, 3488 nt
Organism: Dromaius novaehollandiae (emu)
Lineage: Eukaryota; Metazoa; Chordata; Aves; Casuariiformes; Dromaiidae
Gene: RIC8A
Product: RIC8 guanine nucleotide exchange factor A
Exons: 12
Coding region: 846-2465 (539 amino acids)
Biological process (GO): G protein-coupled receptor signaling pathway
Cellular component (GO): cytoplasm; plasma membrane
Molecular function (GO): guanyl-nucleotide exchange factor activity; G-protein alpha-subunit binding
Source: RefSeq, a predicted model, not a curated record